Coffea arabica (coffee) is the source of this 573-nucleotide messenger RNA. The record is from RefSeq and is a predicted model, not a curated record. Lineage: Eukaryota; Viridiplantae; Streptophyta; Magnoliopsida; Gentianales; Rubiaceae.
AUGGCGUUGAUAGCUGAGGAAAAAAGUGAAUCAUCAUCAUCAUCUUCUUCAGUAGCUGUGGUAUCAGAAGAGCCUAAAAAUGAGGAACCCCAGAAGAAAGAUUUGAGUUUGGAAGGUGAGUUAAGUGGAGAGAGCGGAGUAAGUGGAACUGAGUCCAAACCUGAGGCUGAAUCCGAUGCGGAGAAGGAAGAGAAAGAGAAGCUGCAAGAAUUGGACUGGAAAAGUGAUGAGAACUUCAAGAAGUUCAUGCGGAAUCCAUCUAUUGAGGCUGCUAUAAAGUUAGAAAAGAAGAGGACCGAUAGGAAGCUAAAGGAGCUUAACCGGGAAACAAGUGAUAAUCCCAUCUUGGGCUUCUUUAAUAAAUUAGCUCGAGAUAAUUUGCCUAAAGAGAAAGAGAGGUUGGAAAAAGCAGAAGAGGCUUUUAAAGCUCUUGACCUUAACAAGUUAAAGAGCUGUUUUGGAUUUCAUGCAUUUUUUGCCACUAAUGUUAGGAUAUUUGGAGAUGGAGAAAUUCUUAUUGGAAAUACAAAUCCCAGUUCUCAGCCUACUCAUCCCUCAAACUCUUACCGGUAA